UUCACGAAUGAAUGAGAAAAAAGGUCAGGUUAUGUGAUAUGAACGGCAAAAUUUUCUCUAGGACGUAAUUAUAUUUCAGGUUUCAGUGUCAUUUAUAAACGCUGUUGUGUUAAAGAAACUAAACAUAUCUCACUCACUCGGGAAUAAUGUAACUAGCUGUUAGCUAGCUUGUUUGAUUUCCCCGUUGCCUUUUGGCUUCUAAUUAUUAGCUAGCUAACCUAGCUAGCAUUUAACUCAUUAAUUGUUGCACUAACUUAGAUUAGCUAGCUAAUGUACAUUUGUUUUGCAUUCUGCUAAUUUGGGGCACAUUCAGAUUCGCAAUGUUACACAACUUGUGCAAAUAUCGGCAUUUUAGUCGGGCUUUUUUAAGCCUUGCUGGCCGUCAGAUAGAGACUUCUGGCUCAUCAACACACGUGCAAAGAGCAAAAUACGGCAGCGCUGCACAAGAGCGUAAGAAAUUUUAUGAGGAUGUGACUAUCUCUCAAGGUGAAGACGGCCGUUUUGAAAUUAACCUUGAUAAGCGAAAGCUGAGGACCCCUGGGGGCAAACUCUUCACUCUGCCAAACGAGGCCCUUGCCAUCGCUGUUGCUACAGAAUGGGAUGCUCAGAAGGACACACUUAAGUUCUACACUAUGCAUCUGACCACUCUGUGUUACACUGCCCUUGAUAAUCCAACGCAGCGUAGCAAGGACCAGAUGAUCUCUGCUGCCCUAAAGUAUCUAGACACAGACACCAUUUGCUACAGAGUAGAAGAACCUCCAGGACUUGUAGAACUUCAGAAAAAUGAAUGGGACCCUGUCAUGGACUGGAUUGAAAAAAGGUACAAUGUUGUCAUCGGCUCAUCCUCUAGUAUAAUGGGCCCCAAAAUCCCAGAGGAGACUAAGGAAACAUUUUACCAACACCUAAAUUCUUAUAACUUCUGGUCUUUGACAGGACUGGAGUACGUGAUCACCCAGCUAAAGUCAUUGGUCCUCUCCUUUGGCUUGAUUGACAGACAUCUGACUGUGGAGCAUGCAGUUCUUCUCUCCCAACUGGAGGAGGAAUACCAGAUCCAGCGCUGGGGAAACGUUGAAUGGGCUCAUGACUAUGACAUGUACGAGAUGCGGUCCCGAACAGCAGCAGGUGCCCUGUUUGUGCAUCUGUCCUCUGAGAGUUCCAUGGUGAAGAAGAAACUCAUGCAGGACUAAACGCACCAGUGGCCAUCUGCUAAAGUCAAAUGCAGAAUAAUAAAAGCAGACAAGGAAAAACAUGACCUGGACACCUGCAUUUAAAGUCUGUUUGCGGUAAUACAGACAUAUGAAAUCACUCAUUUUGGAGCCUACAUUUAGAAUAUUUCUGGAACUGCUUAAGUGGUCUAUAACUUAAGUCACGACAUUAUCUCUGAUUAUGAUGUGAGUAAUCUGCUUACACAAACACAUCUGACCUAGAAAAUGUUAGCCAAUGCACUUCCUCUUUUCUGUUUUAGCUGCAAUUCAUUUCAAUGUUGUCAUUGUGAAUUCUGUUAUCCCAUUUUUGUGUAACAUUAAAUAUACAAUGCCCGUGG
Electrophorus electricus (electric eel) is the source of this 1543-nucleotide messenger RNA. It is a transcript of the gene atpaf2, whose product is annotated as ATP synthase mitochondrial F1 complex assembly factor 2. Gene Ontology annotation, biological process: mitochondrial proton-transporting ATP synthase complex assembly. Lineage: Eukaryota; Metazoa; Chordata; Actinopteri; Gymnotiformes; Gymnotidae. The record is from RefSeq and is a predicted model, not a curated record. Gene Ontology annotation, cellular component: mitochondrion.